AUCUAAUUUUGUUGUUACAGAAAUAGAGGGCCCGCUCUGCUACCUAUCGCGUUAGCAAGUUUCCUGUUCGACGUCCUAGUUUUAUCUGCGACUGACAAGGAAAACAAGCACCCAGCGAGACAACCUUCAGACGAAGCUUUAGGCUUCGAGGCAGCAGUGGCUGCUCUGGGUCUAAAGGCGAACGUAUCUGAGGCAGAACACCCUUUACUAUGCGAGGGCACGAGACGCCAACGCGGGGAACUGGCUUUAACCCUGCUGGCUUUCUAUAAGGAUGACUCGGUCAAGUUGGCCAGGAUCAUGAACAAGCUCCUGGACCGCGACAUCCACCAGCUGACGAAGGGCCCCAUGGUGAGCGUGUACUACACCAACAACCCGCGCCUGGCCGCCUACCGCGACCAGCACCCGCACCCGCAUCCGCACCCGCACCCGCAUCCGGCCGCGCCCGCGCCCGCGCCGCCGCCGCCGGUAAGUGAACCACAACAGGGAACUUCGCCACCCUACUACCUAGCCCCAAAAUGCAUAUAUGGAAGAGACACGUUUAUGGUGUAGACCAGGAUCUCUAAAAGAGCAGACUAGAGCAGAGAGAAUUAUUAGACCGCGGUUUGACGUCGGAUCUUUGUAGUAGGGCUCCCAGGCUUCAGGAAACCCGAUGUUGCCAAGCUGAAUAGUCGUACCGUUACCCUUGAAUUCCCUUACAAUUAUCAUACAUUCACUGCCCAAAUAAUCACAUUUUUCAC
Messenger RNA from Cydia pomonella (codling moth), 737 nucleotides. RefSeq lists its product as uncharacterized. The record is from RefSeq and is a predicted model, not a curated record. The transcript has 3 exons. The coding region runs from base 298 to 549 and encodes 83 amino acids. Lineage: Eukaryota; Metazoa; Arthropoda; Insecta; Lepidoptera; Tortricidae.